GAAGCAUCUCAAGCUCUCCAACCUCACAAACAAGCAAGCUAGUUAUUCACGCAACCAACCAGCAUAAUCAUCGCUGGAGCUUCUUGCGAGCUGAAGCACUUCUUUCCAUUUUUUUUGUCUUAGUAAUCGAGUAAACCGCAAACCAGUUUGCAACAAUGGGGGAUCCAAGAGAGUCGUCGUCGUACAGUGUUACGCCGCGAAUCAGGUAUAAUACCAUCGGCGGUAUCAAUGGUCCCUUGGUUAUUCUGGAGAAUGUGAGUUUGAAUGAUGAUGGGUAGGUGGUACUUGGGCAUGUUCUGAUAGGGUCGCAGGUCAAAUUCCCAAGAUACAAUGAGAUUGUUAGCUUGACUCUGCCUGAUGGCACACAGAGGUCAGGACAAGUGUUGGAAGCUAGAGGUAUGUGGUAUAUGUGCUAUUGAAUAUGCGGAACCAGUUGCUAAUUUUAUAUAAUCUCUAGGUGAUCGAGCAGUUGUCCAAGUACGAAUCCGAUUUCCGUAGGAUACCAACAUUUGAUACUAACCAACGGUUUAGGUUUUCGAAGGUACUCAUGGUAUCGAUGUGAAAAAGGUAUGGCAAAGUUACAAAAGCAUUUCAGCUACUGUGUUGCUAAUACUGCAGUAGUCUACAGUCGAGUUCACAGGACACAGCUUGAAACUUGGUGUCUCCGAGGAUAUGUUGGGUCGAAUCUUCGAUGGAUCUGGAAGAGCUAUCGACAAGGGACCAAAGGUGUUGGCGGAAGAUUAUUUGGACAUUAACGGAAGUCCUAUUAACCCAUAUUCAAGAGUAAGACUUGCAGAUCGGUAGUCGAAUUCUUUGGCUAAUCUAUAUCAGGUUUACCCCGAAGAAAUGAUCUCAACGGGUAUUUCUGCUAUCGACACUAUGAACUCCAUUGCUCGUGGCCAAAAGAUUCCUAUUUUCUCCGCUGCAGGUUUACCACAUAACGAAAUUGCUGCUCAAAUUUGUCGACAAGCUGGUUUGGUUCAGAAACAAGGUGUUACAAACAAAGGCACACACGAUGGACACGAGGAGAACUUCUCCAUUGUUUUCGCAGCUAUGGGUGUCAACUUGGAAACUGCACGUUUCUUCACUAGGGAUUUCGAAGAGAACGGAAGUCUUGAGCGUGUCACCCUUUUCUUGAAUUUGGCUAAUGACCCUACGUAAGUUUCACGCCAGUCUCUCCCUAUAGCCGACAAGACUAAUGUUUCAUAGUAUUGAACGUAUUAUUACCCCUCGUCUUGCCCUUACCACCGCCGAAUAUUACGCCUACCAAUUGGAGAAGCAUUGUUUGGUUAUCCUUACCGAUUUGACUGCAUACUGUGAUGCUCUUCGUGAGGUUUCAGCUGCCCGUGAAGAAGUACCUGGACGUCGUGGAUACCCCGGUUAUAUGUACACGGAUUUGUCCACCAUUUAUGAACGUGCUGGUCGUGUCCAAGGUCGAAAUGGAUCCAUUACUCAAAUUCCUAUCUUGACUAUGCCUAACGACGAUAUUACUCACCCUAUUCCCGAUUUGACUGGUUAUAUUACUGAAGGACAAAUUUUCAUCGAUCGUCAACUACACAACCGUGGUAUCUACCCACCUAUCAACGUGCUGCCAUCUCUCUCCCGUCUCAUGAAGUCUGCUAUCGGAGAAAAGCUCACCAGAAAGGAUCACGGUGAUGUUUCUAACCAAUUGUACGCCAAAUAUGCCAUUGGUCGUGAUGCAGCAUCCAUGAAGGCAGUUGUUGGUGAGGAAGCUUUAUCUUCUGAGGACAAGCUCUCGUUGGAAUUUUUGGAGAAAUUCGAGCGUACUUUCAUUUCACAAUCUGCUUACGAAUCGAGAACCAUUUAUGAGUCACUCGAUCAAGCAUGGAGCUUACUUCGCAUUUACCCCAAGGAAUUGCUCAACCGUAUCCCACAAAAGGUUUUGGCCGAAUUCUACCAACGAUCUGCAGCUGACCGCAAGGGUAAAGGACGUGCUGGCAACAAGGAUACCAAGGAUAACAGUGAGGAAGGUAAGGCGAAGGAUGCGCAAGAGGAGAACUUGAUCGAUGCAUGAAUAUGAAAUUGCUGCGGAAGGGAGGGUAGUGAAGAGUUGUUUUGGAAGAGUGUAAGAGGGUGUUUAGUCUUGUCAAUAUAUCUCUCGGAUUCCUUUGCAUUGAAAUGAGCGCGCUUGUGUAGAUAUUAUGAAGAAGAGAAAGUCGAGCGCUGAAU
This is a messenger RNA of Sclerotinia trifoliorum, 2190 nucleotides long. The record is from the annotation of a GenBank genome assembly. NCBI's taxonomy places the organism in Eukaryota, Fungi, Ascomycota, Leotiomycetes, Helotiales, Sclerotiniaceae.